AUGGUCAACACGCUGGAAAUCCUUAAGAGAGUGAUUCCAGCGGACUCACUUCGCCUCGGUUCACUGGUUCUUGAUAUUGAAGAUCCGUUGGCACGGCGAUUCGAGGUAGCUGGAUGGACGCCCAAAGCCGUUCAAUCAGUGCUCCAGAACUAUUCACAGGCUUCAUCUCGUGGAGGCGGCACCGGUCUAGAUGUGUUUUUAACUGACCUCUUCAGUGCUGGGGGUAAAAUGGACAAGUCCUUGUCGGUCGAUUUGAGCUGCUCCGUCAUGACCUCGAAUCAACUUGACGACACCAGAACGUGCUUCGAGGCGUUGUUUGGCCGAGCAGAGGUCCGCAAGUGGGUACAGGACUGUGUGGAGGAAGAGGGCCCAUUCGGGUUCAAGCUUUAUCUCGUCGUCGGCAUCCACACCGUCAAGGACGUGACAAUCACUGUGUCGACAGGAAGUAGUUGGAACGCAAACACAUCCGUCACAGUCCCAGUGACAGCAAUUAUAGGAGACCCGCUGGCGGUGUUCGGCUCGCCUCUGGCGAGUCCCGGGAUAUCGAUAACAAGGGACGCCAAGAAGAGCGAUUCGCAAAGCUUCAACGUCGAUGACAUGAUCUACGCCGUGAGAUAUCGACGAAUCAAAAUGAGGUGGUUUCGGAGCAAGCAAGUGGAGAAGGAUUUCUUUCUGGAUAAGAAAACCCGGUGGCGAACCGUUGAGGGCACACGGGGUGGUAGGGGUGCUGAGGACGAGCCGCGGGUAGACAUCCUUGAUGUUGACCUCUGUGACGGGUUGGUGAACUCAGAGGACGACGAAGAGCAGGGGGACGGAGACAAAAUAAAGUUCAUCGAUGCAGAUGGCAACGAAUAUCAUCACCGGCUUCAGCAAGAGGGCGCGACGACGGGGACAAGUAGGGAUUGA
Messenger RNA from Exophiala bonariae, 906 nucleotides. RefSeq lists its product as uncharacterized. The coding region runs from base 1 to 906 and encodes 301 amino acids. The transcript has a single exon. Lineage: Eukaryota; Fungi; Ascomycota; Eurotiomycetes; Chaetothyriales; Herpotrichiellaceae. The record is from RefSeq and is a predicted model, not a curated record.